Haliotis rubra (blacklip abalone) is the source of this 1637-nucleotide messenger RNA. RefSeq names its product protein O-mannosyl-transferase TMTC4-like. The transcript has 13 exons. The record is from RefSeq and is a predicted model, not a curated record. Gene Ontology annotation, cellular component: endoplasmic reticulum. Gene Ontology annotation, molecular function: protein binding; mannosyltransferase activity. Lineage: Eukaryota; Metazoa; Mollusca; Gastropoda; Lepetellida; Haliotidae. Gene Ontology annotation, biological process: protein O-linked glycosylation via mannose; endoplasmic reticulum unfolded protein response. Bases 68 to 1636 code for a protein of 522 amino acids.
GAUUUCAGCUUCAUGCUCGGUCAGCUACCGUCCCAAGUCCUUCUCCCUGGUGUCUCUAUUGGCCAGUAUGUGUCUGUGUGUCGUGUCCACCUUCUGUAAGGAGCAGGGCAUCACUGCCAUAGGCAUAUGUAGCGUGUUCGACAUUGUCGUAGUGUGUAGAGUCGACCCUUUCCAGCUGCUGUCUUCGAAAAACCGGAGUGAGCAGAAAUGGGUGACGGGACUCAUCAAACGUCAUCUCAUCCUGUUACUGACUGGCGUUUUGCUCCUCCUCGUCAGACUAUGGAUAAUGAGAUCAUCAACUCCUAACUUCUCAGUGGAUAACAAUCCACAUACCAUGGUCCACGGCACAAUAUUGAAGAUUUUGAAUUACAACUACAUUUAUGCCAUCAACACCUGGCUGCUGUUGAAUCCAUGGUGGCUGUGCUGUGAUUGGUCAAUGGGCUGUAUACCUGUCAUCACCUCAUUGGCAGAUCCAAGAAUCCUGGCAGUCAUUGUGCUCUGGGUUGGGUGUAGUGCCUUGCUCUAUUGCUGCUAUCAAGGGGAUUUCACAAGAAGGCGCCGUCUUCUGAUAACGUCCCUGGCAGUGAUGGGUAUUCCCUUCCUGCCAGCCAGCAACCUGUUUUUCCGUGUGGGCUUCGUGAUCGCAGAGAGGAUUCUGUACCUGUCCUGCGCUGGCUUCUGUAUGUUGGUGGUGCUCGGGGCCAGAGAAAUCUGCCAUCAUUUUCACCCAACAGCUAAAAAGAUUGUGUCCGCUGUGUUCCUGUUCCUUGUUGUGCUGUGUGUCGCACGAUCGGCUGAGAGGAGCAAAGAAUUUCGAGAUGACCUGACCCUAUUCACAUCUGGACUCAAAGUUUGUCCACUGAAUGCUAAGAUCCACGUCAAUGUUGCCAGACUACAGAAGGAAAACAACAAUACUGACAUCGCUGUUGAGCAUUUCAGGGUGGCUUUGAAACUCAACGCCCAAUAUGUCUGUGCACAGGUCUCCAACUUGGCGUCGGUCCUGAAAGAGAAAACCAUCUUGACUGAAACUGAGGAAUUGCUGCAGAAGGCUGUGAGUGCAAGUCCAGACCAUUCCGCGACGUGGCUGAAUCUGGGGGUCAUACAAGCAGAGUUGAACAAGACCCAGUCGGCAAACAACAGCUUCCGCAACGGUCUCCUCCACUGCAAGGUGCACACAGACUGCAUGUAUAAUUUAGCCAAUCUGUACUGGCACCUAGGACGCCACACAGACGCCAUCGACGCCUUCCACAAUGUAACACAGGAUGCACCAACACACACUGCAGCCUGGAUACAGUUCCUCCAGCUUCUUGAUGUUCUAAAGCUAUACAACCGUGCCAUUGAGGUUGGAGAGAAGGCUCUGGAGGUGUUGACAUAUGAACCAGAGUUGACGUUUCGCCUCGCUACUAUUUACCUAAAGACAAAGAAAUACAAGGAAAGUGAAAAACACCUACAGGCUGCCAUCAAGCGAGACACCCGGAAUCCGUAUCUACUUCUGAAUCUAGGUGUUCUGUAUCGUCAGUCUGGGAACAAAGAGAAAGCGGAGGCAGCCUUCAAGAAGGCACUGAAGUUGGCGCCAAAUGACCCGCUCAUCCUUCAAAAUCUCCAGGCGCUUCAUACAAAGAAGUUAUAUACAUAAG